Molecule: messenger RNA, 3395 nt
Organism: Linum trigynum
Lineage: Eukaryota; Viridiplantae; Streptophyta; Magnoliopsida; Malpighiales; Linaceae
Source: the annotation of a GenBank genome assembly
CGAAUCAAUUUGGUCCAAUUUAACCGGACCGGACCGUAUAGCCACCCCUACUGGCUACCCUCUAGAUAUGUUUCUCCCUCUUGCUCGCCGUUGUGUGAUCCAGCAGAUUGCUGCGCCACGCCAUCGUGCGUCAAUCCUGGAUUUGACUGUAUCCUUGAAAUCCUUCCCGUGGAUCUUAUCUUUUGUAGGGGUUUUAAACGAGUGGCGGUCCGGGCUCCUACGGCGACUCCCACCGGUGGACGGCGAGUCUUUCCGGCUUUGUUACUGCGUUGCAGUUUCUUUUUGGUGCAGUUACAACCCUUGGCAGGCACGUUUUCAAUUCCCAAAUCUUUUAUUUCUUUAUUUAUUUUCUUAUUUUUAAUGGUCAGCAAAAAAUGUUAUGGAACCUUAAUCGUGGCUACUCUGCUGUAUGUUUUGGGGUGAAUCCUAAUUGGUCAUACGAUGAGCAAUGGAGAAUGAUGCCGAUCAUGAUCGAGGUGGAGCAAUGCUUGAAGAAAUGCAAAUGUUGAAUACCUCUUUUGCAUUUGUUUCUUUUGUUUUUACUCUUAAUAGUACUAACAUGGGUGCCCAUCGCGUGGCACAAACGACCCUUGCAUCAGUAGCAACUAGCAACCCUUUUGGUUGAUUGCCGCCCUUUCAUUUUUCACCGCACUAUAAUACCCUAUCUAUUACGAUCUAUCUAUGACAAAAAAAAAAAUUACGUAUUAAGGUAAUUUGAUAUAAAGAUGAUAGAGAUUGAAAUAUGAGCAGAUGGCAGGCGACUAGCCUAAUUGUCUGAAGUGUUUAUUGUGAAUUUGUGGUGACUCUUAGAUCUGCGGUUCGAAUCUCCAGACCUAGUGUUUAUUUUUCGUUAUUUUAAAAUGGCGUCGUUUGGAGGGACGGUGGCAGGGACUAUAGGCUAAAAUCACGAAACCCUAAAUCAUUCAACUAAAGCGCCGCUCAGACCCGUUCUCUCUUUCUCUUGUCGGAAACCGUUCGACGAUAAGGGCGACGGUGGAGGGUUGGCCGCCGGUCGUUCUUCCUUCGAACUUUCUUCUAUUUCUCCUACCUCGUAUUCCUAAUGAACGACAAACCCACGAAGAAAAUCGACUUCCUCCUCUCUAUCGAUUCUUAUCUCUCCCUCUACUAUUUCUCUUCUCCUAUCUUUCUAAACGCAGAUGGACGGCGACGAUUGACCAGAUGGUUGCCGGCGGUGAGAUCGACGAAGGUAAGAUUUUCAUUUCGGUUGCAUGUCCGACUUUUUGGGGUUCUUUGUGGUUCUGAUUGUUUUUGUUUUUGUUUUGCUUUAUGGGUUUUGAUGGAGGUGAGAGGGAGGAAGAAUGAGACUCGCCGGCAGUGAGGAUGGAAGCAGUCGCCGGCGGUGAUAAUGAGGACGACGAUGGUGAGUUAUUUUAUGGGGGUUUGAUCACGGAUGAGGGAGAGAGGCCGCGGGAAAGAAAGGGAGAAGAGGGUCGCAUUUUCUGGGUCCCAUCGAGGGAAAAGAAACGGAAGGAGAUGGGUUCUGCCGGCGACGUGGGGGACAUGACAAUGCGGCGGAGAUGGCAUACGACCAUUAUUGGAAAGGGAAGUUUAGGGGAGAAGAAGAAGAUGAAGAAGAAGUGGGGAAGUGGCUCUCUCCCCUGUUUCUGCCUACUGCCUCUGGCGAGGAGGAAGAAGAAAUCCCUCCUUUCCUGACUUCUCCGAGAGGUAUGAGGAUAGUGAUCAGUACCAGCUGGCGGCGGAGGUGCUGAAGUAGAGGGUGGGGAGGAAGGUGUUCAACGAGAACCGACACCCGGUGUACAGGGGCGUGAGGCAGAGGAACGGCGACAACUGGGUUUGCGCGGGAAGUCUGGCUGUCUCAAUUUCGCCGACUCUGCCUGGCGGCUCCCCGUCCCUGCUUCCACAGACUCCAAGUAAGUCAGGAAAGCUUCCGCCGAUGCAGCGGCGAUGUUCCGCCCCGCGGAGGCAGAGGGUACUAUUGUUUUGAGUGAAGUGACUGGCGAAAAUGAUUGUUCGGUGGUAGUAGUAGUGGCGGAAAUUACAAUUAUGAUUAUAAUUGUAAUUAUGAUUAUAAUUGUAAUUAUGAUGGUAGUUAUGGCAAUGGGAGCAAUUACGUGGACUAAUAGCAGUGCUGCAGAUGCCGGAAGGGCUGCUGCUGCCUCCGCCGCCGAGCUACGGAAUGCAGAGUCAUGACUAUCAGUGGAUCUAGGGGAGAGUUCCGAUUCUCACCAGGAUUGGUCGUUGUGGAAUUAGUUGUUGCGGUUGGAUUGGACAAUUUUGCUACCAAGUUGUAGAAAGUGCUUUGCUUAGUUUGUCUUACGUGUUCCUUGAACUAGGGAGGGAAAGCAGCGAUCAUGUAGUAUUUUUUGCUCUUUUAUUUUUGGGUUUUACUUACUGCACUUUUACAAUUGUGCGAGCAGGGUUGGUUGUGUAAUGCUCUGCCUUAGUUGAAGAAACAGAGUUGUUCCUCGAUCUGUUCGUUCCACUUUCAAAGAGACCGAAGCAUUUGGCAGAAAGGUCUUCAAAGAGACCCUAAAUACACAUAAAACUAAAGUAAAUUCCUAAACUACCACACUUUUAAAAAAAUUUCCCAAAAUACCUAAGUUUGGAGUGGUUCGAGUUUGAGAAACUCAAACUACUAACCGGUUCGAGUGUAGGAGACUCGAUCUACUCAUAGAUCGAUGAUAUAAGCCUCGAACCAUGUGGGGUUGAAGUGGUUCGAGUUCACUACUCAUAGAUCAAUGAUAUAAGCCUCGAACCAUGUGGGGUUGAAGUGGUUCGAGUUCAGUGAACUCGAACCACUCCUUUGAAAUUUCCAACCACUUUAACUUUGUGCUCGGUUAUCCGAUUGUAGCAAACUUUUUUUUCAUUUCGCAUAACUUUUCGAGGACUACAACUUUUAUAAUAGAAAUAUUUUCAGAAUAUAUGUGAAAAUGUGAAAAUUAAAGUUAAAGUUACUCCCAAAACCCCUUAUAUUAAAAACUAUUCCUAUUUUGAAAAUUUAUUCCUAGUAAAUGUUGUAGUACUCAAAAAGUUAUGCAAAAUAAAAAAAAAACUUUGCGACGUUUGGAUUGCGGAGCACAAAGUUAUGAUCCUACAAAGUUUGACAAAUUCGAAAAUUUGCUCGUUUAUGGGUAGCAAAUGACGUUUACAAGGAAGAUAGCCAUCCAAAAAUUUCUCGUUUGGAAAACUAUUGCUCUUUUGCAGAAAUUUCCUAUAUAUAAAAAAAUUUUGUGUGCCUUCGCUCCGAGAAAAUGUCAUUUGUAACCCCUAAACGAGCAAUUUUUUGAUUUUACCAAACUUUUAGAGGAUCAUAACUUUGUGCUCCGCAAUCCAAACGUCGCAAAGUUUUUUUUUAUUUUGCAUAACUUUUUGAGUACUACAACAUUUACUAGGAAUAAAUUUUCAAAAUAGGA